AUGGGUAGUACAUGCAAAAAUAUUUGUAAACCAUAAUUAGCAGAAAAAGAAUUAAAUAUUAAUGUUGUGAAAAAAGCAAAGUCAAAAAAGUAACAACAACAACAUUCAAAUGGAGAUUCCAAGACUGAUCCAUAUUGCUCAUCUCAGUUGUUGAUCAAGGAGGAAUCCAUUGGAGAUGAGUCUAAAAUUAGUCAAACUUUGAAGGAUCAGCCACAAUUCGUUAAGACAAAGCAAAUCAAUAGUAUUGCUAUUCCAACUGAUAGAAAAAAUAGAUUCUUAAAUGAUUAAGAGUAGGAAGUCAAGUAUUUGAUCAAGCAAAAUUUGCUAAAAGACCAAGAAGAACUUAAAUAACUGCAAAUAGAGUUUGAAAAGCAAAAGUAAUUACAAUAAGAGGAAAAAGAUAGAUAGGAAAGAGAAAUGGAGAAAACCUAAUAGGAGCUUGAAAAUCAAUUUUCCUUCUAAAACUCAAUCAAACAGACUUAGAUCGAAUAAACAUAUGUUUAAAACACCUCUAAUCCUUAUUUACCAAGGUAAACUUCUUAAUUUGCACCUAAAAAGGCAGAUUGUGACACUGUUUCUCAAAAAUCUCAAAUUUCCAAAGCGCCAACAAUACCUUUAAAAGAUUAAUAAGUUUCGCCCAAAAGUGAUAUGAUGAGAAAAAGUGCUUUAAAAAAGAGUAAGUAAAGCAAAGAAGAAGUAGCAAGUAAUAAUGCAAGUAUUGGUACUCCUAAAAAUGAGACAAAAAAGAAGUAUUAAUAGGAUACCUUUGAUAAAAUGUUUAGUGAAUGUUCUUUUGAUGAACGAAGUUAGAGUGGAAGUCACAAAACAGUAAAGAGUGUGAAAAGCAUAUUAAAAAAAAAUAGAUCCUUUUCUUAAAGAAGCAUUUCUAUGGGAAAGAAUUCUAUUUAAUCAAGUCAUACAGUGUUUAAAAUGAAAUAAACUAAAAAAGUUCGAUUUUCUAAUGAUACUAAUUUUAAUAAUGAGAGAAAAGGAGUUCCAAAACUAAAGAGAAAUUGGUGGGAAUUCUGA
This is a messenger RNA of Paramecium tetraurelia, 1029 nucleotides long. RefSeq lists its product as uncharacterized. Lineage: Eukaryota; Ciliophora; Oligohymenophorea; Peniculida; Parameciidae. The transcript has 2 exons. The record is from RefSeq and is a predicted model, not a curated record.